Molecule: messenger RNA, 483 nt
Organism: Nicotiana attenuata
Lineage: Eukaryota; Viridiplantae; Streptophyta; Magnoliopsida; Solanales; Solanaceae
Product: craniofacial development protein 2-like
Exons: 1
Coding region: 1-483 (160 amino acids)
Biological process (GO): chromatin remodeling
Cellular component (GO): nucleus
Molecular function (GO): catalytic activity
Source: RefSeq, a predicted model, not a curated record
AUGGGGCCCAGAGGGGGUAAAGGCAACAAGGGAGCCUGUAGGUUGAUGAUUGGAUCGUGGAAUAUAGGGACGUUAACAGGUAAGUCUAUAGAGCUAGCGAAGAUUCUCCAGAAGAGGAAGGUCAAUAUAGCUUGUGUUCAGGAGACCAGGUGGGUAGGAUCGAAGGCGAGGAAUGCAGACGGGUUAAAAUUGUGGUACUCUGGACGCGUGAAGGGCAAGAACGGAGUGGGUAUUUUGGUGGACACGGAGCUCAGGGAGUCAGUGGUUGAGGUUAGGCGGGUGAAUGACAGAUUGAUGGCGAUUAAGUUAGUAGUUGGAGGGAGCACUCUGAAUGUCGUUAGCACGUACGCACCGCAAGCGGGCUUGGACGAGGAGGUUAAGAGGCACUUCUGGGAGGGGUUGGAUAAGGUGGUGCGGGGUAUUCCGUCAACAGAGAAGUUAUUUAUAGGAGGGGAUUUAAAUGGUCAUAUUGGGUUUCGCUAG